Messenger RNA from Eupeodes corollae, 2508 nucleotides. RefSeq lists its product as uncharacterized. The coding region runs from base 93 to 2372 and encodes 759 amino acids. NCBI's taxonomy places the organism in Eukaryota, Metazoa, Arthropoda, Insecta, Diptera, Syrphidae. The record is from RefSeq and is a predicted model, not a curated record. The transcript is spliced from 2 exons.
UCAUGGAUUUUCCAAGAUUUACUUGAGAAUGACUGUAAUUCGAGGUAUAAAACUGAAUGUUGUGAUCAGGAGCAACACAAAAGUUAUUCUCGAUGGGAAGAGUGAUGAUCAAAAGAACUGUGCUUGCUAUAGCCCUUGUGGUGAAUAGCGUAUUUGUGGACGCAGGUCCUUAUGGCUCUUACGGUGGAGGUGGAGCAGCAGCGAGUGCAAGCGCCAGCUCGGCAGCAUCGGCAAGCAGCUUUGGCGGCGGCGGCGGAGGAUAUGGUGGAGGAGGUGGAUGUAAUGGAGGAAGCGGUUGUGGAGAUGGUGGAGGAGGAAGUGGUGGCGGUGGAAAUCCAUUCCUCGGUGGAGGAGCUGGACUCUCUAUGGGAUUGAAAAAGGAUAUAAGCUUCGGAGUAGGUGGAAAAGGUGGUUUACUUGGAACUGGUUUAUUCAAUGGUGGAGCUGGUGGUGGUGGCUUCCUUGGAGGCGGUGGACUUCUUGGUACAGGCUUACUUAAAGGUGGGGGAGCUGGAUCCAAUGGCGGAUGCGGUGGACCUGGUAGUGGAUGUGGUGGUGGAGGUGGUGGUGCUGGUGGCGGUGCUGGUGGCGGUGCCGGUGGUGCUGGAGGAGCAGGAUUUGGUGGUGCAGGAGGUCAUGGAGGCCUAGGUGGUGGUGCCGGAGGUGGAUACGGAGGAGGAGCUGGUGGUGCUGGAGGUGGAUAUGGAGGAGGUGCUGGAGGUGCAGGUGGUGGUGGAGGAGCAGGUGGUGGCGGAGGCGGUGGAGGUGCAGGAGGUGCCGGUGGAGCUGGUGGAUUUGGUGGACAUGGAGGCUUCGGAGGUGGAGCAGGUGGUGCAGGUGCUGGUGGAGCUGGAGGCGGUGCUGGUGGAGCUGGAGGCGGUGCAGGAGGUGCUGGUGCAGGAGGUGCUGGUGGUGGUGCCGGAGGUAGUCACGGAGGUGGCCAUGGAGGUUACGGUGGAGGAGCCGGUGGUGCAGGAGGAGGUCACGGAGGUUAUGGUGGAGGCGCUGGUGGAGCAGGAGGUGCUGGAGCUGGUGGUGCAGGAGGAGCUGGUGGAGCUGGAGCUGGUGGAGCAGGAGGUGCUGGCUCAGCGGGAGGUUAUGGUGGUCAUGGAGGAGGCGCUGGUGGAGCAGGAGGCACCGGAGCUGGUGGUGCAGGUGGUGGUGCAGGAGGAGCUGGUGGUGCUGGAGCUGGUGGUGCAGGUGGCGCUGGAGGUGCUGGAGGUGGUCACGGAGGUUAUGGAGGAGGCGCUGGUGGAGCCGGAGGCUCAGGUGCUGGUGGCGCUGGAGGUGGUGCAGGAGGUGCCGGGGCUGGUGGAUAUGGAGGAGGUGCUGGAGGUUAUGGAGGAGGUUACGGAGGUGGCGCUGGAGGUGGAGCCGGUGGUGGUGCUGGUGGUGGUGCAGGCGGAGGUAAAGGUGGUAACAAUAAUCCAGACAACUUAUUCUUAACUAAACCAGGUAGCAUUGCCCAACUUUAUACUCCUCCGUCGACUGGAAAUUGCAACAAGCCAGGUGGUUGUGGUGCUGGGCCCUCUUCAGGUUCAGGUAGUCCCUUUGGAAAUGGACUAGCUAGUGCUAAUGCUGAUGCAUCUGCAUCUGCCCAUGCUAAUGCCAUAUCUGGAGCCGGUUUUCCAAGUGGAAGACCUGGUGGUGGAAAGCAUGGAGGCGGUGGUUUUCCAAGUGGAGGACCACAUGGCGGUGGAUUCCCGAGCGGUGGACCACAUGGUGGAGGUUUUCCAAGUGGUGGUCCAUCACCUGGUUGCGGCGGAGGAGGUUGUGGCGGAGGAAACGGUGGUUCUGGAUGCCGAGGUGGAUCAUGCGGUGGUGGAGGUGGUGGCUCGUCACCGUGCUCAACUGGAAAUUGUGGUGGCGCCCCUGGUGGAGGUUCCCCUCAUGGUGGUGGUGGAUCUCCUGGAGGUGGUGGUAACGGUGGACCAAUUUGGGGAAGUAGACCGAAUGGUGGAGGUGGUGGCGGAGGAGGUGCUCCGGGUGGUGGAGGAUUUGGUGGAUCUGGAGCCGGUGCAUUCAGUAGCGCAAAUGCUCAGAGCUCGAGCUUUGCUGGAAGUGGCGGAUUUGGGGGAGGAAGCCCUGGUGGUGGUGGUUAUGGAGGAGGCCCAGGAGGUGGAUACGGAGGUGGCGGAAACAAUGGUCGUGGAGGAGGCGGUGGUGGAUGUGGAGGAGGUGGUGGUGGAUGCGGAGGAGGAGGAGGUGGUAACGGCGGUGGUGGCCACAAUGGCGGUGGAGGCUGCAGUACUGGAACCUGUGGAGGAGGCGGUGGCGGUGGAGGUCCCGGUGGAUCAGGUGGUUAUGGAGCAUUUGCUGGGGCUUCUGCUUCUGCAUCGGCUUCUGCUAAAAGUCAUAGUUAUGGAAAAUAAAUGUCAUCAGUCUCUUUUCGUAUACAAAUAAAUAUAGUAGAUACUUAAGAAGUUAGUUUAUGUUUAAAUUUAAAUAAUAAAUUUAAUUAUUUUGACUGUAAAUAUUUUCACUUUAAAUAAAAAUUGUAAAACUAAA